CUAUUAAGACACGUGUACUUAAAUGGACAUUUGGUGUUGAAGUGGCACACGAAUGGGUAAAGGGUAAAGACAAGAAAAAACGGCGGACGCCAGAAGGUCUUGUGUAUACAUUUGAAAUGUUAGCGCAGCGUGGAACAAGGGUCGACGUCAACAAGAAAUUUUCAAAAACUUUUUAUCCUGUACGACCAAAUCAAGUGGCAAUUGCAUUCAAAAUUUUCACCACAAAAGCUCUCAGUGGAAAAUAUUGUGACGGAAUGAAGCAUAUUGGAACCUUGAAAGUCUCCAUUGAUGGGACCAAUUGUCCAAUUGAAUUUUCUUUGACUUUCGGUAAAAUGGAAUUUACAGCAACAGCUAUUAACAAAAAAACAAAACAAGUUUAUCCAGAUGCAACUUUUGAGCUUGAAGUUUCAUAG
Acaulospora morrowiae is the source of this 413-nucleotide messenger RNA. The record is from the annotation of a GenBank genome assembly. Lineage: Eukaryota; Fungi; Glomeromycota; Glomeromycetes; Diversisporales; Acaulosporaceae.